GUAGCUACUAGCAACAAGUCACUGGCGUCUAAACCAAGUUUUGUUUGUUUGAUUUUUUUGUUUUUUUAAAUUCCAGAUCAAAAGAAGAAUCUCAGAAGAUCAGACAAGUACCUUAUCGUUUUCUGAUAAGGUGUGAGGCUGGCUGCUUCCGACUAUCCUCAGUAGUACUUAUGUGAAAUACAUGCAAUAACAGUCAAACUCGUAUUGAGAGGCUAUGUAUUAAGCGGCACCGUAUUUAGCGGUCACCCUGUAUUAAGCACUCGGGUUUCAAAGUUCCGAAAUUUUUACCCUUUUCACCUAUAUUGAGCGUUCCUGGUCACUCUGUACCUAGUCCCAACGGCUUGUCCCAAGUGAAUUUUUUUUCUGAGCACCAAAGAGAAAAUCUUAAACAGUGGACAGCUAAGGUAUUCAUCAGAGUUAUUUAGUCAACAUUUCAUUUCCCUUUAGAUUCAAGAGUCACUGAUGGAUUACACCUGGCAACAAAGCUUGGUGCUGGAAUUCUUCCAGGAACUUACCGCAGCCGUUACGGAGGAAGCUUCCAGUCUAACUGGUAAGUUCUGAUAACCUCAAUAUUAAAUACCUCUCACGGAAGUUCGUGAUUAACUGCAAUCAGUUCGAUUGAGGAUUCUUGGAUAACGUAAGUUGUGCACCCAAUCAACGUUCUUUUGAUUUCAACGUCUGUUUAGUGAACCCCUUUCGAAAAUGUACAUUGGAGUCUUUCGAAUUCUUCGGUCGUUUUUGAUACUAAAAAAGAGAUAAGAUGGAUACCUCUUUUAAGACACGAAGAAGAGUAAUAUCAAUUUAUACCGUUUGUGAAGAGUUAAGUUCUAAAUAUGAUAGCAUGGAGCGCAGGUUAUGCUAACACCGUUCUUCGGGGUCACACUAUUCAUCAAUUUUGAAUUGAGCGUCGAAAGAAAUCUUCGAUUGCUUUGGGUUCGCUUUAUUUCGCAGAGUGACUGGUCCAGAAAAGCCACGGCUUCUUCAUUCGCGUUUUCCGGCGCUCCAGGCAGUUUCCAUGUUUUUACUCUGAGUUCUCAUGGGCCCCUUGUGGUAUUUUCCUCUUAUCUGAUUCGCUGUUGUGACUUCUUUAGUGACGGUUUUACAAAUCAGGAUCGAGAUGUGCGUGGUGUAGGAAGUGUUUUUAUGUUGUUUUUAAGUGCAACCAUCUUGUGGUAGCAAGAGGGGAGCAUUCGAAGCGAUGUAGUGUCGAUUAGAGUUUCGUUCACUGAAAUUUUUUUAGUAAUUUUUUUGUUUUACCCUUGUAGACGAUGAAAACUUACUGAGUGGUCAACUUGACGAGUUAGCAAGUGAUGUGGCCGUGCUGGUGUUUGAGACAGAUGAAGUGCCAUGUAAAGAUAUAGUCAGGUCAGUCAAAUACACGUUUUCAGAGUCGAACACAAAGUGAAUCAAUUCAUAUUUUAAGGUUUGGUAAUCCUUCUAGCAUUACCUUAACCCUAACUGUAAAGCUAUCCAAGAGUAACUUGUUCUUAUUGCUCAUCGGAGGCAAUUACGUUUUUCUUGUUUCUUGUUUUCCUUUCAGUCAUACUCUCGAUGAAGUCAUUUCUUUCCUAUCCUCGUUUGUGACCAAAAUACAAGAAGGCGAUCAUGAUGCUGAACCUAAAGAAGAGUCCAAGGUGUGUUAUGUGUGAAGCAAACUGUUCUCGGAUUUUGUUUGAGGCAUCUUCACAUGUGCCUGAGUGCAGGUCGGGAUUAAGCCUUCACCUUUUUUAUUCAGAUUCAAAGAAGAACGGAAUAAGGGCAGCGUGUUAUAUUUCGACUCUCUCUCGAUCAUGAUCUUGGCAGUCUACUUUGUUAGUUCUAUCAUCAGUCAGUUCUUAAGUUCUUCGCUUUCAGGAGUGACCCAAAAGUUACUUAUCUUUUAAAUUUCUAGAAAUUUAUGGAAAGAAAAGAUAAAUAUCAACCAGGGAUUACAGUUCGAUUCAACACCAAAUUCUUAGAGCUGAAAUAAUGAAAAUGUGUCGUAGAAGUGCGGAUUGUUGAUAGUUCGCCUUUGGCUAGAAAGGUUUAAGCGUUCGCAACUUACUCCAGUCACGCAAACUCAUCCACGCUUACAUUUUGUGUAUUUCGGUAAACCUUAGGCUCAACUGUUUAUUUGUUCAUCAGCGUCUGAAUUUGCAUAGCAGGCGUGCGGAUUGUUAGAGUGCCGCGCUUUUUGGCACAAAAUGAUGAGCUUGCGCAAACCGCUUCAAUUCAUGGGACAGAUUUUCCAGUUUCUAGGUUGUCUGCUCAGUAGAGGUUCCACUGUCUAGGACUGUGACGUAACACACAGCUUUUUUGUUUGUGGUUUAGGCGGAUCCUCCCUAUCUUUCAAGUCAGAAUUAUUUGAUUCGGUCGGCGUGGAACAGAAACUCCUUUUAAAUUCAUUUUAAAUUCGUUUGCCUACUCCUCUGAGACCUGAUUUUCAAGAAAAAACGUAUUUUUCUUCUUCUCCACUAAACAGGUCAUGGCUGCAGCCGACACAAGUGACAAGAAGAUUGCUCAGUAAGUUCUCUUAUUAUCUUUUCUUCACGUUUUUAACAAUGAAACUCAACUCGAAUUACGCUUAGUAAAUGGUAAUCUCUCGAUUAUUUAUGUUUGUGAAAGAGUCUUGCAUAUUUGGUGAACAAAAAAGGGUUCUGCUCGCAGUAAAAAAAAAAGAAGACAAACAACAUGCAACACAAACAAAAAGAAAAUAAGCCUUAACAUUAAUGUUAACAGAGCUCUGGAGAACCAAGGUGGGACACAGAAAAGACAAAGGAAAGAUGAGGUAGAGAAUGAAACAGCAGCAAAAGCAAAACGUCGAAGAAGUGAUAGUAACACUGUGGCACGUUUGCAAGAAGAGAACAAUCUCGCUCAGAAAUGGAAAAUGAAAAAAAUGCAACCACAGAAGCAGCGACUAGAGGCUGAGAGUUAUAAGAUGGAGCAGUCCAAAAGGCAACACCAGGAUUUGCUGCAGGUCGUGCUGCAGCAAACUAAACAGCAACAUGAACAGAUGCAAAAAUUUCAGCGGAUGUUCACCUCAAUGUACGAGCAGCAGUCUCAAAUUAUCUUAAAACUCCUAGAAAAAUAAAUCUAAGGCAUGCCCUGAUUUUGUGCUGUGCAAGAUGAGUGUUGUUUCCAGCAUUUUCAUUUUCAGCAAGUUUUUUAGAAAGAAUUUUCCUUGUUAUAUUGGCUUCAUGUUCAGACUUCUUGAUGGGAAUUAACUUGAUUAAAGACUUAAUGUUACAGACACGGGACGUUGCAAAAUUUUCAGCGGAUGUUCACCUCAAUGUACGAGUAGCAGUCUCAAAUUAUCUUUAAACUACUAGAAAAAGAAAUCUAAGGCAUACCCUGAUUUUUUGCUGUGCAAGAUGGGUGUAGUUUCCAGCAUUUUCAUUUUCAGCAAGUUCUUAAGAAAGAGUGUUCCUUGUUAUAUUGGCUUCAUGUUCAGACUUCUUGAUGGAAAUUAACUUGAUUAAAGACUUAAUGUUACAGACACUGGA
Messenger RNA from Pocillopora meandrina, 3482 nucleotides. Lineage: Eukaryota; Metazoa; Cnidaria; Anthozoa; Scleractinia; Pocilloporidae. The record is from the annotation of a GenBank genome assembly.